AUGUCAAUCAAAUACAUGUUCAAAUACGUCAACAAGGGUCAUAAUCGAGUUACAACGGCAUUUUACGAAAGAUGCAAUAUAGAUGGUUGUGCUGAGAUUCGUGACGAGAUAAAGAUGUACUACGAUUGCAGAUAUCUUUCAGCAUGUGAGGCAAUGUGGAGGUUGUUUAAUUUAGAUAUUCAUUACAGAGACCCAUCCAUAAUUAGGCUAAGUUUUUAUCUCCCAGAUCAUCAGUCGCUUGUCUUCAAUGAAAACAAGUCAUUACAAAGUGUUCUGGAUAGGCAAUCUGCCAAGCAAACGAUGUUCUUAGCGUGGUUUGAGGUAAACAAAAGUUAUCCACAUGCCAGGGACUUGAGGUACGGAGAUUUUCCACAGCAGUUUGUGUAUAAGGAGGAUUCUUGCACUUGGGCGCCAAGAAAAAAUGAAUUUUCUAUUGGUAGGAUUGCAAAUGUUCCCCCUGCAAAGGGGGAAGACUAUUACCUUAGGUUGCUACUUAACAUUCAGAGGGUGCAGGUGUUACGAGGACAUCAGAAAGUUGCUGACUACGUUUACCCUACGUUCAGGGAUGCGUGUUAUGUGUUGGGUUUGUUAGACGACGAGAAAGAAUACAUGAAUGCGAUAAGAGACGUGAAUGCUUGGGCAUCUUGGGAUUAUAUAAGGAGGUUAUUUGCGGUUAUGCUGCUUUCCAAUAGCUUAAGUCGGCCCGAACAUGUUUGGCAAAGUUUUUGUUCGGGUUUGGCGGAGGGUAUUGCUUACAGAGAACAAUGGCUUCAUAAUAAUCCAGAUUUGUCUAUAUCGGAUGAAAGCUUGAUGAACUAUACUCUCACUAAACUAGAGAAAAUAUUGCAAAGUAAUGGUAAAAGUCUACAUAAUUACGUGCCCAUGCCAUUUCCAAUUGAAUUCGCGGUGGAGGACACAAUAAACAUAUUGGUCUUAGAUGAACUGGAUUACGACGGUUUGAAAUGGGUAAAGAACUUCAACGUCCGUUCCAAUGGAGAGAUUGUAAUUAAUGUUGCAUCGAGUGGUAUAUCAUCGUUAUUGCUCAUCGGUGGAAGAACAACUCAUUUUCGAUUUCCACUUCCCAUAACUGUAAACGAGACUUCCACCUACAGCAUAACGCAACAAAGUCCACAGGUGGAGUUGAUGAUUAGGGCUAAGCUUAUUAUGUGGAACGAGGCUCCUAUGAUGCAUAUGAACUGUUUUGAAGCGCUUGAGAAGACAAUUAAGUCAAUAUUACAGGUAGACAAACCGUUUGGAGGUAAGGUGGUUGUUCUUGGAGGAGAUUUUAGGCAGAUUUUACCAAUUGUAUUGAAAGCAUCAAGGCAGGACAUAGUACAUGCUACGGUAAACUCCUCUCCGUUGUGGCAUUUCUGUCGUGUCAUGAAGUUGAGUAAGAACAUGAGAUUGCAGUCAUGUUCUUCUCCAACUAAUGUGGACGAGGUAAUAGAAUUUGGGGAUCGGAUACUAAAGGUUGGUAAUGGGAAUGUUAGGGAACAAUAUGAUGGUGAAGCUUCGCUAGAGAUUCCCGAGGACUUGUUGAUUGGUGAUUCAGAAGAUCUAUUCAGAGACCUACUGAACUUCGUCUAUCCUGAUUUGUUGAGUAACAUGUAUGAUCCAGAUUAUUUUCAAGGGAGGGCGAUUCUUGCAGCAACUAAUGAACGCGUCGAGUCUGUGAAUGAUCACUUGAUGUCUCUCCUUCCAGGUGAGGAGAAGGUGUACCUGAGCUCAGAUAGUAUGUGUAGGGACGAGCGAACAACGGAUCGGAGGAUAAUGCAAAAAUCUAUUCGACUCAAUUUCUCAACACAAUAA
Erythranthe guttata (spotted monkey flower) is the source of this 1809-nucleotide messenger RNA. Lineage: Eukaryota; Viridiplantae; Streptophyta; Magnoliopsida; Lamiales; Phrymaceae. The record is from RefSeq and is a predicted model, not a curated record.